GCAUUAGUAUCUUAGAAACAGACAGAGUAACAGUCGCUAUGGAAAAAAUAGACGUUUCGGAUGUUAGAGUGUCCUACCAACAUUUUUCAUGGCUAGACUAUACAGUAUUUAUUAUAAUGUUAACAAUUUGUGGAGGUAUAGGAGUUUAUUUCGGUUUUGUGAAGAAACAAAAAUCUACUCAAGAUUAUUUAAUGGGUGGAAGAAAUAUGAAAUUAGUUCCAGUUUGUUUUUCUCUAGUUGCAAGUUUUAUUUCAGGCAUAUCGCUUCUGGGCACUCCAACAGAAAUGUAUAUAUAUGGGACAUCAUAUUUGUUCUUUUUAUUGGGUGCUUUCUUAAUGUGCCUCAUAAUCUCUUAUACAUUCCUGCCUGUGCUGCAUGAUUUGCAAAUUACUUCUGCUUACGAGUAUUUGGAGCUUCGAUACGAUAAAAGAUUGAGGAUAUUUGGAUCAGUUAUAUUCAGUUUAUAUCUGAUGGUUUGGCUUCCAAUCGUAAUUUAUGUUCCAGCACUGGCUUUCAAUCAAGUCACAGGAGUUAACAUUCAUAUUGUAACUCCUAUUGUAUGCUUCGUUUGUAUAUUUUACACUUGUUUGGGUGGACUAAAAGCAGUUGUAUGGACAGAUGUAAUACAAACAUUUGUGAUGGUUAGCGCAAUGAUUCUAGUAAUUAUUCAAGGUUCCAUUAUUGUUGGUGGCUUUGACGAAGUUUUUAAAAGGAAUUGGGAUACUGGCCGUAUAGAAUUACCAUCUAUAAGCUUAGACUUGACAGAAAGACAUUCAUUAUGGUCGUUAUCUAUUGGAUCUACAUUUUACUGGAUUGGAAACAUCGCUGUAAAUCAAUCAAUGAUGCAAAGAUUUCUGUCAUUACCAGAUUUGAAGUCUUCUAAAAGAGCUGUUUGGGGAUUCCUUUGUGGAGUGAUAUUUAUAGUUUUCAUAUGCGCAUACAGUGGUCUUGUGGCUUUUGCUAGAUAUUACGACUGUGACCCAUUGAAUUCCAAAUUAGCGUUGGCAAAAGAUCAAAUUUUACCGUUACUGGUAAUGGAUGUGCUGACUGAAUGGAAAGGGAUGCCGGGAUUAUUUGUAGCAGGAGUUUUUAGCGCCGCUCUAAGUUCCUUAUCAACUGGUCUGAACUCUAUGGCUGCUGUAGUGCUUGAGGACUUUUGGAAGCCAUUCUUUAGAAAGCUGACACAUCGAGAAACCCAAUUACUUAUUAGAUCAGUUGUAGUAAUAUUAGGCGGUGUAUGUCUUGGCCUAGUAUUCGUUGUGGAAAGAUUGGGUGCAGUACUACAAUUAACAAUGAGCUUAUCUUCAGCGUCGAUGGGACCACUUACUGGCAUAUUUCUUAUGGGCAUAUUUUUGCCCAUUAUUGGUUCUACAGCUGCCCUGAGUGGAGGGAUAGUCGGUAUUAUUUCAGCGUGGUGGCUGGCGGCUCAGUCGCAACUAGCACAAGCACGAGGGUUACUCAAAUUUAACGAGAAACCAAGAUUUACACAUAACUGUACUUAUGCAUUUGAGUCAGCAGCGUACACAGCUGAUUAUACUGCGAGUGAAGUGCCUUACUUAUACCGCAUCUCGUACUUCUGGUUCACUACUUUCGGAUGCUUAAUAACAGUGAUCAUUGCUUGUAUGUUAACAUUUUUACUUAAACAUACUCAUCAAGAACAAUAUGAUCACAGAUUAUAUGCGCCUGUUGUGAGAUUAUGGCUCAUGAAAAAACAAAGGGUAAUUUCUGUAUAAUAUCUCCAGAUUCUAAAAUUAAGAUAUAUGACGUCCACGCGCAUGGCAAAACUUAGAUUACACGACAAGCUAAGAUAA
Molecule: messenger RNA, 1811 nt
Organism: Achroia grisella
Lineage: Eukaryota; Metazoa; Arthropoda; Insecta; Lepidoptera; Pyralidae
Product: sodium-coupled monocarboxylate transporter 1-like
Exons: 12
Biological process (GO): transmembrane transport; sodium ion transport
Cellular component (GO): membrane
Molecular function (GO): symporter activity
Source: RefSeq, a predicted model, not a curated record